Messenger RNA from Corylus avellana, 1730 nucleotides. Its product is annotated as AAA-ATPase At1g43910. The record is from RefSeq and is a predicted model, not a curated record. NCBI's taxonomy places the organism in Eukaryota, Viridiplantae, Streptophyta, Magnoliopsida, Fagales, Betulaceae. Gene Ontology annotation, molecular function: ATP binding; ATP hydrolysis activity.
UACUAGUGGCAGUGUCCACACACAAAAUUGCCGUGUAUAGUCGGCGUAUAAGCUCUCUCUUUAACUCCGUGCUUUGAGUAGAGAGAUGAUGGAAAAUUUGUCCAUGUUCAUGCCCUCCGCAUCCACCCUUCUGUCUGCCUAUGCCUUGGCAUCUACUUUCUUUCUACUCGUCAACUCAAUCUUCGAGCAAAUUCCACAAUGGUUAAAGGACUACAUGAACCCUAUAAUCUGGGAGUUGCAGUCUCGUUUCUGCUCCGAUUUCAUCUUCGAGGUAGAAGAUGAGUGGGGGGUCUCCGACAAUGAAAUCUUCAGGGCGGCCAUGACUUACUUGCCCACCAGAAGCGGACCCACCACCCCAUCCCUCCUUGUGGGUUCUGAGAAGAAGUGUGAGCAACCAGGUUUGGGUAUCCCAAUUGGAGGCCAAAUAGUCGAUGAGUUCCAGGGCAUGCGCCUUACGUGGAGGCUCUACUCUCGCAAAACACGAGAGACUAUAUGGAAUUCCAACGAGAGGAAGUUUUUCAGACUUAGCUGCAAGAAAAGUUGCAGGCAAAAAGUCCUGGACAGCUAUUUGCCCCACGUCAUACGCACAUCACAAUCCAUCUUGAAUAAACUGGGCCUAAGGAUUUACACCUACGACCAAGAUUAUUCGUACUGGAGGAUGACGGCUUUCAGGCACCCAUCAACGUUUGAGACUCUCGCAAUGGACCCUGAGAAGAAGCAGUUCAUAAUGGAAGACCUUGACCUGUUUACGAGCCGCAAGGGGUUCUUUGACACCACUGGCAAGACUUGGAAACGCGGCUAUCUUCUUUACGGGCCGCCGGGGACUGGGAAAUCCUCGUUGGUCGCCGCCAUUGCGAAUCACCUCCGCUACAAUGUCUAUGAUAUUCAACUUUCCACAGUGAAGUCGGACAGCGUUCUAAGGCAGAUCCUUACCUCCACCACCAACCGCUCCAUUCUUCUUUUUGAAGACAUUGAUUGCAGUACAAAGGUGUCGCACGAUCGUGUCAAGAAGAAAGAGAAGAAGGCCAGUGAGAGGCCUGAACCUCCAGACAAGCCUGAGAAGAGUGAUGCUCCGGGGAUUACCCUAUCCGGCUUGCUCAAUUUCAUCGAUGGCAUUUGGUCAAGCUGUGGUGAAGAGAGAAUCAUUAUUUUUACAACAAAUUACAAAGAAAAAUUGGAACCGGCUUUGUUGCGGCCAGGACGCAUGGACGUUCACAUUCACAUGGGCUAUUGCACCCCAGCCGGGUUCAGAGUGCUUGCUGGCACACACCUUGGCAUUAAAGACCAUAUCAUCUUCGGAAAGAUCGAAGCCCUCAUUCAAGCGGUAGAAGUUACUCCUGCAGAAGUAGCUCAGCAGCUUAUGACGAGCAAGAAGCCUGAAGUUGCCCUGGAAGGUCUGGCAGAGUUUCUUAUCACAAAGAAGAGUGAAAUCAAAAGGGCCGAGCCCAAAAAGGACAAAGAAGAAGGCCAAGAUGAUAAGCAGAGUCGGGAGAAGCACCGUGAUAAAUAUAUGAAUUUCGUUUCCCGUGUUUUUUGUGUUCCUAACAGAGAGUGCCAUCAAGUAGACCACGAAUAAAUUUUACUCAGUACAGACUGUAGAGUCAAUUACACACCAAGUGCUAGUAUAAUUAGCUUGUUUAGCCUGUACUUUGUCCAAAUAUGUGGUCAUUUGAUUCAAUGUUUUGGUAUCUGUAUUCCUGUAGGAAUUGGAAAAUCGAUUUUGGUACUCA